Cajanus cajan (pigeon pea) is the source of this 766-nucleotide messenger RNA. RefSeq names its product umecyanin. Gene Ontology annotation, molecular function: electron transfer activity. Gene Ontology annotation, cellular component: plasma membrane. NCBI's taxonomy places the organism in Eukaryota, Viridiplantae, Streptophyta, Magnoliopsida, Fabales, Fabaceae. The record is from RefSeq and is a predicted model, not a curated record.
UUAACAAUGCUUUAUGGUUUAUGUUUAUGAUGUGUGUGAGAGAUUGUUUUCUAUAUAUUCAAUAAUCAACACGGAGUGAAAGCACUUCUCUUAGAACACAGAAAGAGCCAUCAACAGAAGACAACCAAUAUAUGAUGGUUCAGUUAAGGAAUGUUGCAAUUGUUGUGGCAGUGGUUGCUGCUGCAGUGUUACAACAAAGCACAAAAGCUGAAGAUUAUGAGGUGGGAGGUAGCACAGGUUGGACUAGUUUUCCACCUGGUGGUGAUUCUUUCUAUUCCAAAUGGGCUGAAAAUUUUACAUUCAAAGUGAAGGACACUCUAGUGUUCAAUUUUGAAUCUGGAAGCCACAGUGUGGUGGAACUUAGCAAGGCUAAUUAUGAGAAGUGUGAAGUGGAUAAGAGCAUCAAAGGGUAUAAUAGUGGACCAGCUAGAGUGAGGCUGGAUCGGUCAGGGGAAUUCUACUUUUCGUGCAGCUUCUCAGGCCAUUGCAGCAGUGGCCAAAAGCUAAGCAUUAAAGUCACUGGCUCUGGCUCUUCAUCACCACCAACACCAAAGAAUGCUCCAGCUGAAGCUCCUUCAUCUUCAGCUUCCAAUGAAGGAGACCCAUCAUUCCAAACUCAUCCAGCUGCUACAGCCCCUCCACCCCAGGGCUCAGCCACAUCUCUCACUGCUCCCUUCUCUCUAUUCCUCAUCACCAUUGCCAUCAAUUUUCUCUCUCAAUUUUAGCUCAUUUAUAUUGCUUAAGGAAUAUCAACCCUCUCUCAUAC